Molecule: messenger RNA, 987 nt
Organism: Olea europaea var. sylvestris
Lineage: Eukaryota; Viridiplantae; Streptophyta; Magnoliopsida; Lamiales; Oleaceae
Product: putative cytochrome c oxidase subunit 5b-like
Exons: 6
Coding region: 208-708 (166 amino acids)
Biological process (GO): mitochondrial electron transport, cytochrome c to oxygen
Cellular component (GO): mitochondrial envelope
Source: RefSeq, a predicted model, not a curated record
GAAAAGUCACACGUGCUGAGCACUCACACGAGCGAGUCAAUGCAGUCAUUACGGGUUGCCAUUUCACUCUCUCCCCGCAGCCCUCUUCCAUUUCCCCAUUAGCCGUUUUGCCAUUUCUGAGAGAACUACUUGAUCUCACCAUCUUAACAAGAACAGCGGGCGACCUGAGAUCAAAUCCAGAUUCUUAACGAAUUUGAAGUAAAAACCAUGUGGAGAAGACUCUUUGUUCAGAUUCGAACUCUUGCCUCGACCCAAUCAGCCCCCAAUAGAACUCGAAUUCUGACAGAAUCUUUAUCCUCUCCUGCUCCGCAUCAAGUAGUCAAGUCUUUGCCGAUAUUCUAUCGCCUAUUCAGUACCGAAUCUGGAAAUGUGGUUAAGAGAGUUGAGGUUGUAAUGCCUAUUGCAACUGGUCAUGAGCGUGAAGAGAUUGAAGCUGAGCUUCAAGGAAAGGACAUUCUGGAAAUUGACCAUCCGUCCGGUCCCUUUGGCACAAAGGAAGCACCUGCUGUGAUCAAGUCUUACUAUGACAAAAGAAUUGUGGGAUGCCCUGGCGAUGAAGGCGAAGAUGAGCACGAUGUUGUUUGGUUCUGGCUAGAGAAAGGCAAGCCACAUGAAUGUCCAGUAUGCUCACAGUACUUUGUGUUGGAAGUGGUUGGCCCAGGUGGAUCUCCUGAUGGACACGGCGAUGAUGAGGACGAUCAUCAUUAAUUAUACGCGGCAAUUUUCCUACCAGAAUAAUCUGGUGAGAUGAUGAGAGAAUACCUAGUAAAUUCUGUUGCUUCAGGAUUCGAAAGCUUUGUGCUCUGCUUGAUUUUGAUGGAUUUGUUGUUCUUAUGGUUGCUUCUGCAACAGUUGAAUAUGUUGGAACUUUCUUGAUACUUUUUGGGGUUUUAAACUCCGCCCAUUUAUCCAUUGGAAAUAUGCACUCUUGUCCUUUUUCAGGCAUAACAAAAUAAUCAAUGGGUACAUUUAGUUCAUUUGUUAUUU